This is a messenger RNA of Epithele typhae, 2187 nucleotides long. RefSeq lists its product as uncharacterized. The transcript has 11 exons. Lineage: Eukaryota; Fungi; Basidiomycota; Agaricomycetes; Polyporales; Epitheliaceae. Gene Ontology annotation, cellular component: nucleus. Gene Ontology annotation, biological process: rRNA processing. Bases 1 to 2187 code for a protein of 728 amino acids. The record is from RefSeq and is a predicted model, not a curated record.
AUGGAUCCACCUCAAUACCUCAAACAGCUGCUUCAAGUGCAACUAGCCACGGAUUCGGCGGCCGUACUUCACCUCCCCUUCAUCCUUGAAACCCUCACGAGAGAGCAUCUCGCCAUUUCUCCUCAUACGGGGAAAUGGACGUCUCGCGUGAACUCCCUCAUACACGCGAAGGAUUUUGCCGCGAAAUGGUGCGGUCUGUGCCUCGCAUUUCAGUCCGCAACUCUCUGCAAGAGCGUACUACUUGAGCAUGGAGAAAGCUGGCUGAAGGCAGCGGUACCUCUGCUUGGGGUGCGUUUAUUCAACCAAACUCCAGCAACCUGCCCACGCCCCACUUCAAAUGCUGCAAUGCGCUUGACAAGGCUCAUAGCUGUCGGAGCGAUGGACGUACCCGAGUUUCAACGUUUGGUGUGCGUUCCUAACGUGCCAAUAGUCGUGAAAAGACUCGUCGCAAUGGCGGAAGAGGACGGCACCACAGAGGCUUUGCUUCCCAUUCUGGAAACAAUAACCCAUCUCGUAUCGUUCCAUCCUUCACUGUGCCGCCCACUCCACACCGCCCUGUCCAACUUAGCCUUGCGCUCUUUGAACGGCUCUGCUCCCACAAACACUCCGCACGAACUUGUUGAAGCUUGUUCGAAUCUUUACUGUGUUCUGCCUCUCACUGGCGGUAAAGUGAAUGCGCCGACCUUAUGGCGCAAAUCUUUGGACAACACCAUUGCAUUCGCUUGGGGUGCAUUCCUAGGUAUGCGCAACACACUUGAAAAUCCGAAUGAUCCUCUCAUCGGAGUCUCGCUGGGACUGGAUCGUCUACGAGCAGCCAUGCGAGUAGUUGAUGACCUCUUGAGGUGCAUAACCUCUUCGCCCAUCCCACGACCUGUUGUUCUACCAGUCGGUUCACUCGUACGGCUUUGCCUGGCCCUUCUCCAGUGCUCUUCUAGCGAAAAGGGUCUUGCAGGGGCCGAUACCAUUGUCGAAACGAUGGAGCGCGUCAUCGUCCCGACAUUGCGGAAAUUAGGGUGUCAACUCGUAGUCUCCGUGUCCAAGGCAGCACGGCAUCAUAUCACGCCUCAUAUGCUGACCCUGCUCACGGUUUUGGCAUACCAUCUAGAGCAGAACCUUGAUGACGCAAUCGUCGCAUCGCGUCUGACCCGGACGAUUGUUCCUCAUGUUGCCGUACUGUUGUCAACGCGUUCGCAGGCCAAUGUCGAAGAGGAGCACACCACUUCACAAGGAAAGUCCAAGAAAGGCAAGAAGCGGGCACGCGAUUUCGAAGGGGAUGAAGUGUUCAAGCUGGACCGCGAGAUCAUUUGCCCGACAGCUACGGAAGGUGACAUUUUGCUCAUCUCGCUUGAUUUACUGGAGAUACUCUUAGUGGGAGUGCAAGUUUCCCCUUCGGUCUACUCGAUUGGGUGCAGGUCACUGCUCGCCAUUCAAGCCUCAUUUUCGCGGAUAUCUCCGGCCCUGUUGUCGCCGGAUCUGUCACUCUACCGAAAACUACAGGGUAAACUGCUUCGCGUAUGCGUUCACCUGGCAAUCGGUACCUCAAGCACCAUGAGCAAGUCUCUCGGACUCGUGCUAGGCCUUUCGGAUUCUACCAGCGCAGAAACUGGUGAACUGACCAUCCCCACCGAGCUGGACGUCAUCCUCCACCCCCGUGUUCCGCCAAUGGUUCGCUCCCUGCCUCAUGUCGAGGCCCUGUCGCUAUUCCGAUCCGAAGAGGGCCGAGAAGAACUUGACGCUCGCAACCGCAUGGGCCUUGAUUUGGUUGGCGAGCUUCGCCUCAACGAAGCGACCGCGGUCGCCACCGAGGCCGCGAGCUUGCAGCCGCAGCCGACUCGAAUCGGGGUGGCGAUGGAAGAGGCCGUGGCUCCGGAAAUGGAACUGCAAACUUUUAAGCACAGCACACUCGUUUCAACCACGCAAACGCCGAUGCAAGUGGAGGAUCCACCGUCCAUCACACCGGCAGCGAUCUCGUCGCGAGCACCAGCACCUGGCCCACCCACAGUUCCAAAAUUUGCGGCUCCUCCUGCCGAAGCUCAAGUCACAAGCUGGCAUGCUGAGCCACUCCUAGAACCGACGUUCCGCACUACGUCGUCUUCAGGACCUGUAAAUACACCGAUGGACGAGGAAGAUGACGAAGACGAACCCAUGCCGACGAUCGAUAUGAAUUCGGAUUCUGAAUCCGAAUAG